Glossina fuscipes is the source of this 1870-nucleotide messenger RNA. Its product is annotated as dihydrolipoyllysine-residue succinyltransferase component of 2-oxoglutarate dehydrogenase complex, mitochondrial. Bases 194 to 1693 code for a protein of 499 amino acids. The transcript has 6 exons. Lineage: Eukaryota; Metazoa; Arthropoda; Insecta; Diptera; Glossinidae. Gene Ontology annotation, cellular component: oxoglutarate dehydrogenase complex. Gene Ontology annotation, molecular function: dihydrolipoyllysine-residue succinyltransferase activity. Gene Ontology annotation, biological process: tricarboxylic acid cycle. The record is from RefSeq and is a predicted model, not a curated record.
UCUAUAUGAACUAUGUUCUAAAUGAGUAUAGUAAUAAGUGCAGUGCAAAGAGAUAGUUCGAGUAUUUAGUUGCUGGCUCUACAUGACGGCUUAGAAAAGAUUUGUGCUGAAAACGGAAGAACUUCCAUACUUUAGUAUACGAUAUCAUACAAAUUGGUUUAAAAAUUCUUACGCAUAAAUAAAAGAAAAAAACAUGUCCAGCUUAAUAUCAAUAACUACGCGACGUUUGCCGCACAAUGUACUCUUUUUGGGAAUGCAAGCAGCCCGCAGCCAAGAAGUUAAAACCGCCUCCCUAGUACGCAAAUGUUCCAGGUUAGUGUCGGCAUCAGCAAGUAUAUUGAGGCCAGUUGGUGAGUUAGUCACCUUAAAAGGCGCCAGGCAAGUUUUUUUCUUACGUGUAGUUGACGAUGAUUUUUAUUUUUCAUUUUUUAGGCCCUUUGCUCACCGUGGUACGCAAUAUAUACAUACUUCAGCUGAUCUGUGGAGCAAGCAAACUGUUAAUGUUCCACCUUUUCCUGAAUCUGUUUCGGAAGGUGAUAUUAAGUUCACCACUAAAGUUGGAGAUCAAGUGAGUGUCGAUCAGGUGGUUAUGGAAGUUGAAACUGAUAAAACCGCUGUGCCCGUGCCAGCUCCGUUCAAUGGCGUCAUACGCGAAAUUUUAGUUAAAGAUGGUGACUCAGUGAAGUCUGGCCAGGCCUUGUUUGUGAUAGAACAAACGGCGGGCGGUGCUGCACCUGUUCCAAAGCCUGCUGCAACGCCUGCAGCAAAGCCUGCAGCGGGGGCUGCUGUUUCUCCCCCUAAAUCUGCCGCUGCAAAAUCACCUGCUGCGGCUCCUCCUCAACCUACCGCUGCUCCUCCUCCACCUAGGCCUGCUGCCAGUGCUCCUCCACCAUCACCUCCCAAACCGGUUACACCAGUUGCUGCUAUACCUAGAUCUCAGGCGGCUCAGGUGAAAAUACCGCCAGCUGAUUAUUCGCGUGAGAUUACUGGCACCCGAACAGAGCAACGUGUUAAAAUGAAUCGUAUGCGCCAAAAGAUAGCGGCACGUCUCAAAGAAGCUCAGAAUGUGAAUGCCAUGUUAACAACAUUCAAUGAAAUCGAUAUGAGUGCUGCCAUGGAUUUCCGUAAAAGUAAUUUAGAGGCUUUUACAAAGAAAUAUGGUAUUAAAAUUGGUUUUAUGUCAAUCUUUACAAAAGCAUCAGCUUAUGCAUUACAAGAUCAACCGGUUGUUAAUGCGGUUAUUGAAGGAAAUGAGAUCGUUUAUCGUGAUUAUGUCGAUAUUUCGGUAGCGGUGGCAACCCCUAAAGGUCUAGUGGUGCCGGUUGUUCGUAAUGUUGAAGGUAUGAACUAUGCUGAUAUUGAGAUCGCCAUGGCCGCUUUGGGUGAGAAAGCUCGAAAAGGCGCUAUAACUGUUGAGGAUAUGGAUGGCGGUACGUUUACAAUUAGUAACGGAGGCGUAUUUGGUUCGCUAAUGGGUACACCUAUUAUUAAUCCACCGCAAAGCGCGAUAUUAGGUAUGCAUGGCAUCUUUGAAAGGCCCAUUGCCGUCAAGGGACAGGUUGUCAUACGUCCUAUGAUGUACGUCGCUCUUACUUACGAUCAUCGGUUAAUUGAUGGCCGUGAGGCCGUUAUGUUUUUGCGCAAAAUUAAGGCUGCUGUGGAAGAUCCUAAAAUUAUGUUGGCUGGUCUGUAAAGUGCGAUUCAUUCAGUAGAAUGAAUCGCACUUUCGCUUUCACUAAGAAAGGCAACCUAUUUUUAAAUCAUAUUAAAAUUUGAUAACAAUAAAUUUAGAAAAAGAUUCUCUUUUUAAUAUGAGAUAAAAACAAAAUAAAUAUGAGAUAAAUGCAGACGGACAGUGCAAGAAAGAUUA